This is a messenger RNA of Pelodiscus sinensis (Chinese soft-shelled turtle), 3539 nucleotides long. NCBI's taxonomy places the organism in Eukaryota, Metazoa, Chordata, Testudines, Trionychidae. The record is from RefSeq and is a predicted model, not a curated record.
ACAGCGCAGGGAAAGGGCUUGGAGCUGAUGCUGGCACCACAUCUCCCCAGGGCUCUACAGCCAGAUGUUGGAUAGAAAUGUCUCUGACUCACUUAAUUCUGAGGGUCUCACCCUUGCACAGCAGACUCUGGAAUUCCCCAUUCAGGGGCACAGUCUGACUUCAGAUAUUUCCUAGAGCUGUCACCUCCCUGGGGACUGGUUGCCUCAGGACUGUGGGGUUGGAAUAUGGGUCUGUCACUGCUGGGCACUGGGCACAUUUAGGGCAGGGCAACAGGGACCCAGAGUCUGUCCUACCUGAGGGCUGUUUGGAGAUGUAUGGGGAAGGAGGAAGCUGGUGUCUCAGUCUGUUUCCUAGUGGGCAGAUUCCUGUAGCCCUUCACCUAGGAACCUCCAGUCCCUCAGCACCUAGAGGCCAAGGAGUGAAGGAUUGGCUAUCGAGACUCAAUUCCACUUUUGUCCCCAGCUGGUCUCUCCGGGCCAGAGGUGAAGAACAGCAAUGGGGCCUUUCAGGGGAAGGUUGCACAGCCAUGGGCUGUGUUGCUUCUGCUCUCAGGCUGGGGGAAUUGGAGGAUUCUAACUCCAGGCCUGUUAGAGCUGAGACUCACUAGCCAGAUCUUAUCAUCUGUAAAUGAAAUAGAAUCACAUGGAAUUGUUUCUGUGCAGGUGUGAGAUGGGGCAGUUCCAGCUGCCAGAGGAGAUUUCCCCUGAACUGGAAGAACAAGUCAGCAGUUUCUCCCAGAAAAUGAUUGCGCUGUCAGAGUCUCUGAGGGAAUUCAAAGACACUCUGCCCCCUGCACUGGAGAGAGCAAGAGGAAAAUCCCUGGGAGCUUUCAGACAGGGCUGCAGAACACCCAUGUCUGUCUCCAGCUCAGCCCCUGGCCUGCAGAGCCAGGGACAGGAAAUGGCCGUGGCAGAGCCGGUGACCUUUGAGGAGGUGGCUGUGCAUUUCUCUGAGGAGGAAUGGGCUCUGCUGGAUUCAGGCCAGAGAGCCCUCUACAGGGAUGUGAUGCAGGAGAACUAUGAGGCUAUGAGCUGGCUGGGAUUUCCAGUUUCCAAAGCCCAUGUGCUCUCCUGGGUGGAGAAAGGGGAAGAGCUGUGGAUCCCAGAUCUCCAAGGCUGUGAGGAAGGGGAGAUCAUCAGUGACACCUGCACAGCAGGUGUUGGGAUGCUGAAUGAAAACAGUGAGAGGAGUCUUCGGCAGGAUGGACCUGAGCGAAUGGCUCCAUGUGGGGUAUUAGUGGGAAGAUCUGAAGGGCAUGUUUCUCAGAGUCCUGAGAAAGGAGAGACUUGUGAAAGUCAGCAUAGCCUACAAAGGCAGCCGGAAAACAUCCAGGAGUGGGACUGGGUAAAUCCAGUCCCAAGAACAGAAGGCUGAUAACAAACACAGAAACUGUUCAAAAGAAAAUCCCCCAUCAACAGUCAUCGUGCACUUGCAGUGACUAUGCAACUCCUAUUAAACAUGAAAGAGCCCAAACCGGAGAGAAACCCUUCAAAUGCUCUGAUUGUGAGAAAAGCUUCAGUUGGAGGUCACAACUUAUCAACCAUAGGAGAACCCACACAGGAGAACAGCCCUUUAGCGGUUCUGUCCGUCGGAAAGGUUUCAGUCACAACAAAAGCCUGAUUAAUCAUCAGAAAACCCACACAAGGGAGAAACCCUUCAGCUGCUCUGACUGUGGGAAAAGCUUCAGUCAGAGGUCAAAUCUUGUUGACCAUAUGCGAACGCACACAGGAGAGAAACCCUUCAUCUGCUCUGACUGUGGGAAAAGCUUCAGUCAGAGCACAAGCCUUUUUAAACACAGGAGAUCUCAUACAGGAGAGAAACCCUUCAGCUGCUCUGACUGUGGGAAAACCUUCAGUGAGAGCUCAAGCCUUCUUAGACAUUGGAGAUCUCAUACAGGAGAGAAACCCUUCAGCUGCUCUGACUGUGGGAAAAGUUUUAGUCGUAGGUCACAUCUUGUUAGACAUAGGAGAUCUCACACAGGGGAGAAACCCUUUAACUGCUCUGACUGUGGGAAAUGCUAUAGUGAGAGUUCAAGCCUUGUUGUACAUCAGAGAACCCACACAAGAGAGAAGCCCUUUAGUGAUUGAGCCCAUAGUGGUUGAGUAAAAUGUUCUCUAUGGGCAGAAUCCAGCCCACCUCGGGCUUUGAUCCUGUCCACAAGGUAGUGCCAGGCUUCACUUCCAAAUGGGCAUGUGCUGAGGGGGAAAGAGCUCAGUUCUGCCCCCUCUUCCUACAGUGUAGCCCAGUGUUUCCCAACCAGGGUUCCAUAGACCAUCGUCAGGGGUUCCAUGAGAAAUCAUGGAAUAAAUAAAUAAAAAUUUUGAAAUUCCAAAUAUCCCUCAAAAUAUCGUGGGAAUAUUUGUCCGGCUUCCCAGUAUUUCUGCUUCCCAGUAUUCUCCACAUUUCUAGUCUUUUCUAGUGCACGUUAUGAUCGUUCGCUAUUUUGUAGAUUUGUUGUCUUUGUGUAGUUUUGUAAUUAACAUUUUUACAGAAACUGUGGUUGUUUUUGUGUAUCUAAAAUCUCACCCGUGUAACAGUAUUUUCAUACGGCCGUCGAAAAUAAAAAAAAAUGUGGAAGUAUGUGAAAAGAAGGCAUGCCAGUGAAGGAGAGGACAGUGAAAAUGAAUCAAAAUUAUCAGAGCCAAGUACGAGUGAAACAGGAAGAGAAGUGACUGAUAUUAAAAAAACUCGCCUUUACAAUUACAGUUACUUGGCCAUGGGUUUUACGUGGACUGGAGAUGAAAAUUGCCCCAUUCCAUAGUGCAUUGUUUGCAGGGGAAAACUAACACAGCUAUGACCCCGGCCAAGUUAAACUGAUACUUCACUACUAAUCAUGGCUGCUUGUCAAAUAAAACAGUUGAUUACUUUCAAUGACUUUUGGAUUCACAAGGAAAACAAUGUAAAGUUUUUGAGAAGAAGGUAACUAUCAGUGAAAAGGGUCAAGAAGCAACUAUUUAGUAGCUGAGCUAGUUGCACAAAAAAAUGAAAAGUCACACUAUUGCUAAAAGCCUAAUAAUGCCUGCUUGUAAAAUAAUAGUGAGUACAAUGAUAGGCAAAGAGGCUGAAAGUGAAAUUGACAAAGUUCCUGGUUUUAAUAAUACUAUUAGUAGGCAUGUGGAUGACGUCACACAACAUUGAAGAUGUCUUGUCUGAAAUACUAAAAAAAUAUUAACUUUGGUCUCCAAGUCGACGAGUCAACAGAUGUAACAAGUAAAGCUCAGCUGUUGGCAUUUGUAUGAUUUGAAAAUGAAGGUGAAAUAAUGAAAAAAUUUUGUUUUUGUAAAGAGCUGUCAGAAACGACCAAAGGUCAAGACAUUUUCAACAUCUUGUCUUCUUAUUUGGAAUCCUGUUGUUUAUCAUGGAGCGGACAGGGUGUCUCUGCCCCUCACUGAAGCCGGCCCCUGGACCUCGGGACGGAGAGUAUGGGGAGGGACCACGUGGAGACAGGUUACGCGCCGGGAAGCCGCAGCCAGGAAAGGGCCGAGGCAAGGGCAGGCAGAGGAGCGGAGAACACUACCCACCCAACAGGGCCAGCACG